This is a messenger RNA of Knipowitschia caucasica, 276 nucleotides long. NCBI's taxonomy places the organism in Eukaryota, Metazoa, Chordata, Actinopteri, Gobiiformes, Gobiidae. The record is from the annotation of a GenBank genome assembly.
AUGGAGGGAGGAGCGGCCUCUGAUCCUAUGCCUCCUCCACAGAGCAGCGGAUCACAGGGAGGAGCAGCGGAUCACAGGGACGCUGUCGGAGAGGAUCACAGGGACGCUGUCGCAGCAAAAUGUGUGUCACGUCCGGCUUUGCAUAAUGUGCUCAGAGACUCGGAGGGCAUACACAAGACCGAACAGGAGUGCAACUGCUGUCGGCAGGUCACUUACUUCAUCAAUGACUAUCUGUUCCUCAAGCACCACAGUAAAGAACCUCGCGUUUGGGAUUGA